Messenger RNA from Moneuplotes crassus, 1140 nucleotides. NCBI's taxonomy places the organism in Eukaryota, Ciliophora, Spirotrichea, Euplotida, Euplotidae. The record is from the annotation of a GenBank genome assembly.
AAACAAAUAUGCUUACAAUGAAAGACUCUGUUGAGGAUAUAGCAGCAAUCCUCAACUUGCACACUGAUUCCAUUAUUUUCACUAAUUUCUUCAGCGAGGAAGACAGCAAAGCUGAUUUUGAGUUUACUCCAGAUACGAUUUCCAACGUCACAAAAAUGCCUGGAGCAAGUAAUGUGACGUAUAAAGUAGACUUUAAGGUAAACGGGAAUAGUCAUUCUAUUAUAUACAGGAAAUUUACUAAUAAACUUGUUGAUUUCCGGAUAGAAAACCUUAUUUUCCAAACUCUCAGUGAUAACAAAGAAGGGCCAUAUUGUUUUUAUCAAUGUAACAAAUACAGAAUCGAAGAGUAUAUUCCAAGCCGGACUAUAUCUAUUUUUGAGUUGAGAAACCUAAACUUUAUGAAGGAGAUCACCUCUCAUUUUGCUUCAUUCCACUGAAACAAUAGAAUCCAAGAGGGAGUGACCUCCCUCAUCGAGUCUCAAAAGACAUGUUUGGAGUUAUUCCUCGAAAACUGGUGGAAACAAAUCAAAGAUAAAAUCAAGGAUAUCAGAAACGCAUUAAAAAGGGAUGAUUAUUCCACAAUUUUUGAAGAUUUUGUUAGCGAAUACUACAGAGAGGGUUUUGAGGAUUAUUGGAGAAGCCUCCUCCCCCAGUGAGACGAUAAAAUUGUAGCUCAUACAGAUGCUCAAGAGACUAACAUUCUUCUUCUCAAAGCGAAACCUUUAAAGACUGCUACCAUAAAAUGAAUGCUGAUCGAUUAUGAAUACGCAGGAAUUGUGGAAAGGAGUUGGGAUUUAGCAAAUUAUUACAUAGAAACCAUGCUCAGUAACUGAGAGUAUGACGAAUAUCCUUGGCUCCAGAUCUAUCCUGAAAAUAGAAUGUCUCCUAUAGAGCUUGAACAGUUAGUAGAUUACUAUAUCCAAGCAAUAAUAGAUUUAGAUGGGCCAACUAUUAAUAGAGAUGAAUUCCUUAAAGAAGUAAAAUCAAUGGUAGUCCUUAUAAAUUACUAUUGGGGAGCUUGGGCAAUGGCAAGUCUCGAAAUGGACACUAUCAAUGAUGAUGACUUAUACUUUGAAGCAGCCAAGAUUAGACUACAGCUUAUUGACAUUGCAAAAGAAAACUUAAGUUAAAUUCAAUUAA